This is a messenger RNA of Pantherophis guttatus, 1941 nucleotides long. It is a transcript of the gene BEST4, whose product is annotated as bestrophin 4. The record is from RefSeq and is a predicted model, not a curated record. Gene Ontology annotation, molecular function: chloride channel activity. NCBI's taxonomy places the organism in Eukaryota, Metazoa, Chordata, Lepidosauria, Squamata, Colubridae.
AUGACUGUCUCAUAUACCUUGAAAGUGGCCAAUGCUCGCUUUGGGGGCUUCUCUAAGCUGCUCUUCCGCUGGAAAGGGAGCAUCUACAAGCUGCUGUACAAGGAGUUUCUGGGCUUCAUUGUGCUGUAUGCAGGACUGAGUGCCAUUUACCGGUACCUUCUUAAUGAAGAUCAGAAACGGCUCUUUGAAAAUGUGGCUAAAUAUUGCAAUCACUCCACUGACCUCAUCCCUCUGUCUUUUGUCCUAGGUUUUUACGUCACACUGAUUGUGAACCGUUGGUGGGCCCAAUACACCAGCAUUCCCCUGCCAGAUCAGUUGAUGUGCGUCAUUUCCAGCAACGUUCAUGGGAAAGAUGAGAAGGGUCGGAUUUUGCGGCGCACACUCAUUCGUUAUGCCAACCUGUCUUCUGUCCUGAUCCUGCGUUCAGUCAGCACUAGAGUGCUUAAGAGAUUCCCCACUAUGGACCAUAUCGUAGAAGCUGGUUUUAUGACACAGGAUGAACGUAAGAAAUAUGAAAGUCUCCAUUCAGACUUCAACAAGUAUUGGAUCCCUUGUGUGUGGUUCACCAAUCUAGCUGCUCAGGCACGACGAGAAGGGAGGGUCCGCGAUGAUGUGGCACUCAGAUUGCUCAUGGAUGAACUGAACCUCUACCGUGCCAAAUGCAGCAUGCUUUUUCACUUUGACUGGAUCAGUAUCCCCCUAGUGUACACACAGGUGGUCACUAUAGCAGUCUAUUCUUUCUUUGCAUUUUGUGUGGUUGGUCGCCAGUUCCUGGAUCCAGCUCAUGGUGGAGAACUAGACAUGUAUGUUCCCUUGCCCACACUCCUACAGUUCUUCUUUUAUGCUGGGUGGCUGAAGGUGGCGGAACAAAUAAUUAAUCCCUUUGGAGAGGAUGAUGAUGAUUUUGAAACUAAUAAAUUGAUAGACAGAAACUUUCAGGUAUCGUUGCUUUCAGUGGAUGACAUGUACCAGAACUUGCCUCCAACUGUGAAGGACAAAUAUUGGAAUGAAUCUACAGCUCAACUACCCUACACAACGGCCACACUGGCAGAGACCUUGAAACCUUCCUUCAUGGGCUCCACCUUUGAUAUGCGGAUGAGUGAUGACCCAGAGCAGAAUCAGCAGGUCGAUGCAUCACCCAGCAUGAACCGCAUACAGACACCUUUGCUCAACCGCUUUUAUGCUGCUGCUGCCUCUCCAGCAAUUAGCCUCAAAAAUUUUGGGAAGGGCAACCGGAUUUCCCACCCUCAGUUACUGCGCUUGAGAUCUGAGGGUAUCUUUUCUUCUGCCAGUCCCAACUUCAAUCGCAGAGAAGAUCCAGAGGCGGUUGGCCGUAUUGACGAAGAAGAGACAGAGGACGAGGAAACUGGAAUUAGUGAAACCGGUGCUUCUCACAAUGCAGAAAUAGAGAGAAAAGAUAUACCUAUUAUUGUGGUAGGAUCCCUAGAUGACAGCAUCAGCAGUACUGAACCAACAUCUAGCUAAGAUCAACAGAUAACUCAAGAUUUCUGGCUACAAUUAUUUGAUCAACUUUGGCAGGGUUGUCAAACUCAAGGCCCAUGGGCCGGAUCCAGCCCGCGAGGUGCUUAGAUCUGGCCCGCGGAGCUGCCCUGGAAACAGCAGACCGGCCCACGGUGCCUCUGCCAGCAAAAAGGGAGCGUGGGAGAGCCACCCAUGGCCCUCCCAAGCUCCGUUUUCACUGGCAAAGGGUUGCAGGAGGCCAUCCCAGCAGAAAACGGAGCUCGGGAGCCCAUUUUCAUCACAAGAGCGCUUGGGCCACCACAGGCGUCCCUGACAUGAGUGACAUCAAGCUGGCCACACCCACCCCAGCCCCCCAAGAUCAAACAUAACCCUGAUGCAGCCCUCAAUGAAAUUGAGUUUGACACUCCUGAACUGGAGAUAUUUUCAAGUUGUAUUUUUAUAAACCAGAGUUCCUGACCA